Molecule: messenger RNA, 1221 nt
Organism: Phyllotreta striolata
Lineage: Eukaryota; Metazoa; Arthropoda; Insecta; Coleoptera; Chrysomelidae
Source: the annotation of a GenBank genome assembly
CAUUAUUUUUCAUUACUGUCAAAGUUAAUUUAAAAUUUUUGUCUGGAUAUUUUUGUUUAUUUAUCGCCUAUAAACCAUGCAGAAGUACGAAAAAUUAGAAAAAAUAGGCGAGGGGACCUACGGCACGGUCUUCAAAGCGAAAAACCGGGAGUCCCUCGAGAUAGUGGCGCUAAAAAGGGUCCGAUUGGACGACGACGACGAAGGAGUCCCCUCGUCAGCCCUUCGAGAAAUAUGUUUACUGAAAGAGCUCAAGCACAAGAACAUCGUGCGUCUGUACGACGUGCUGCACAGCGACAAGAAACUCACGCUGGUCUUCGAACACUGUGAUCAAGACUUAAAGAAAUACUUCGACAGUUUAAAUGGUGACAUCGAUUUGGACGUUGUUAAGUCGUUUAUGUACCAAUUAUUAAGAGGUCUGGCCUUCUGUCACAGCCAUAACGUUCUUCACAGAGAUUUAAAGCCCCAAAACUUGUUGAUUAAUAAGAACGGCGAAUUGAAGCUGGCUGAUUUUGGUUUGGCUAGGGCUUUUGGUAUACCCGUUAAGUGUUACUCGGCUGAAGUGGUUACAUUGUGGUACAGGCCACCUGAUGUAUUAUACGGUGCUAAGCUUUAUACUACUUCUAUAGACAUGUGGUCGGCAGGGUGUAUUUUCGCAGAAUUGGCUAACGCAGGUAGACCUUUAUUUCCUGGUUCCGAUGUAGAUGACCAAUUAAGAAGAAUAUUCAAGCUAUUAGGAACCCCUACAGAGGAAACUUGGAACGGAAUGACACAAUUGCCGGAUUACAAACCGUUUCCAAUAUAUCAGCCAAACAUGAGCAUGUCACAGGUUGUACCUAAAUUAGGGAACAGAGGAAGGGACUUGCUCCAAAAGUUGUUAAUUUGUAACCCGAUGGGACGAAUGUCUGCAGAUGAUGCAAUGGCUCAUCAAUAUUUUAUUGAUUUAAAUCCAUCUAUCAAGAAUGAUAGGUGUUAAUUAGGCCAUAUUAAGUGCUCACUUAAUUUUAUUUUAGGACCAAAAGGACUAGUCAUUUGUUUGUAUUUUUAUAAUUGGAUAUUUUGGGGGUGUAUUUAAGUGUUUGCUAAUUCGAUAUUCUACCAGUCUUUUAAAGGGAAUUAAAAUUAAGUUGUAUAAUUAGAAUCGUAGAAUUUGAAUGGUUCAAUUUUGAAAAAAUAUCUAUUCUAAGCGAUAUUUUAAUUUGAUUAAAAUGAUUGACAUUGUGU